AUGUUUAUCAAAGGCUUUUCCCUUCCCCCUCCCGCUGGAACUGGAACAGCUAACUUUACCGCCUUGGCGCCCGCAUUCGGUCCUGGUCCCGGUGGCGAGAAACCUAUUAUGUCUAUCACGGGCACUCUCGCUCAGGGGAAGGCUAAGAAAGUUGCUGACCAUCUCCAUCUGAGCUCCAAUAAGGCCCGCAGAACUCAGUUGCGCGAAAUGGCCCGGUUGGUCGAGCCUUCCUCGCUUCCCAACCCAAGCUCAAACCUCUGGACGCCCACAAAAAGUCUUUGCGCAAACCAACAAGCACCCCAGCCUCACGCCCCCUUGAGGCGCCCAAGCGGCGAACUAGGCGGGUGGGAAAACAUGCAGACGCCCGCUGGCGCCGUAGAAAAGCCUCUGGUCUCCUCUGGUCUUGGCAAGAGUCGGACACCUUCUGGUUGUUCCCCGCUAGACUGA
This is a messenger RNA of Puccinia triticina, 447 nucleotides long. RefSeq lists its product as uncharacterized. The record is from RefSeq and is a predicted model, not a curated record. NCBI's taxonomy places the organism in Eukaryota, Fungi, Basidiomycota, Pucciniomycetes, Pucciniales, Pucciniaceae. The coding region runs from base 1 to 447 and encodes 148 amino acids. The transcript is spliced from 4 exons.